UUCCUGCAUCCACCUUUGAUGAGAAUACCAAUGCACGCAUAGACGUAGCCGUGGCGGGGGUUGGCGGCAGCAGUACCAUCAGCAGCAAUUGUUCUGACUUACAAAUACGCGUGACAGACAGAUUGUCUUUCUUUAAGAUCGAUUCUUCGACUAAUGAAUUGCCGCUUUCGGAUAUUGAUUUUUCAUUGACGCCGGGCACACCAAAGUGCAUGAAUAUGACUUCAGCUUGUUGUAAUGUGAUGCACAAACGACAUAAUUUACUAAGCAUGCGUCGCAUGGUUAGCGGCGAGGAGCCUGAACUUGAAGGUAUGCAAUUUCCACAAAUUUCCCCGCUGGCAACAAACGAGCGGCCCUUAAGCUGCAACUGCAAUAGCAAUUUCAAUUCGUUAGCAUAUGGGCAUGCCAAAAGUCUGAUGCAGCUGGCUAUAGUAGAGCCUUUGCUUACCAGCACCAGCGGCACGAUUAUUACAGCGGCUGCAGCAUCAGGAAUUGUAACUGCAGCAGCUGCCGGUAGUUUUCAAGAUGAUUUUCCGUUAUCGAACUCGGCGCCUGCGGUACUUCUCAGUGGUAUGCUUCAACAGCGCCCCACGAGCGAUGUAGUUCUGCCCCCCAUGGGUAGGUAUGGCACCAACUCGCCAACGGCUUCUACGCUGCACCUCUGCAUGGACAUGGAGAUGCGCCAGUCGCAUCAUCGCCAAUUAGAACGAAGCCAGCACAAUUCGUUCUAA
This is a messenger RNA of Drosophila navojoa, 728 nucleotides long. RefSeq names its product inositol hexakisphosphate and diphosphoinositol-pentakisphosphate kinase. Lineage: Eukaryota; Metazoa; Arthropoda; Insecta; Diptera; Drosophilidae. Gene Ontology annotation, biological process: inositol phosphate biosynthetic process; inositol metabolic process. The record is from RefSeq and is a predicted model, not a curated record. Gene Ontology annotation, cellular component: cytosol. Gene Ontology annotation, molecular function: inositol hexakisphosphate kinase activity; 5-diphosphoinositol pentakisphosphate 1-kinase activity.